ACAAGCAACCAGGGUAUGAACUUACAUUGGGCGGAAAUAUUUUGGCGCGAAUAUUUUUGGAAUCAUUUUCUUGCGCGCUUACGUUUGAUUUAGGUAAAAAAAAAACGGUGUGCUCGCGAUAUCUCGAUUAAUUUGUGUUAAUCCUUAAAAGACUUUGGUGGACUUUUUUUGGAAUUAAAUAAUAGUGCUAAUAAAAAGAUAUUGAAGGUGAACAUCAGUUAACCUGGCUUGCGUCGCUAAAUCUGUGCCAAUCCUUACAACUUCUUUGGAUCCUGUGUUUGGAAUUAUUCAUUGGUGUGCAUGUCAUGGAAAUAGAUCCAGCGUCACAUCUAUACGAAUAUAAAGACGGACGUUUUUACAAGUGAAUAGCAUAGUUUGUGAUUUCCAGUAGCGCGGAUAUUUUGGACUUGAAUCAAAACGUGGAUUAGCCUCCCUCCAGGAUUAGAUAAGCAAGCUUAUCAUAAGAUAAUACGGAAAAUACAUCACCACCUGUUGAACGCAGCUGAUUCAAAGGAUACGUAUCUCUGUUGUUUGGAACUUCUUAAGCGAACCUGCAUAUCAAACAUGAGGUGGAAUAGAAUCAGCUAUUGUUGUCUUUGGAUUGCGUUAAUUGCAGACUGUCUGUGUCAAGAUGACACACUGGAAUUGCAUGCGUUUGAGUAUCUGAGACGGUUUGAGCGCGAGCUGCUGCCGGGGCAGUGUCCUGGUAGAAUAAUACAGCAGUCUUCACUCAAACCUUAUCCGGAGCCAUGCAUGUACCCAAACCGCCCUGGUGAUGUUGAUCUGAAGCGGAAACCUGCGGAAACGGCUUUUAAGAUGGUGGUGGACAACCCAGAACAGCUCAUGGAUAAACUAGGUCUGUGUGAUGCAAAGGCUGCGCACUAUUUCGGAUUGCUCGCAAAUGGGGACUGUGUCAGUAACGAAAUUGCUGGCAAAGUAUCGUUUUCUUCGAGGAAUCUUGUGCUGUUGAACAUGGACCACUACAGGCCUCGUGUGAAGACCCUUCACCCAUCAGCGGGUCUGGGAAUCCCAGACGAGUACACCCACUACUUCAUUAACAGUUAUUACACCAGAGCAAUAGCAAUUGGGACAGAGGAGGUUAUCCUGGUUGUGUUGAGUUUUAAGUCCCAGCAGGAGGCCCGUCUGGCUAGGCAAGAGUAUUACAGUAAGGACCUGUCUACGUUGAUAUUGAACUUUGCCAUGACGGUCAACCAACCUACCAAGAUCAAGGUCGUCCGUCUUUCAACUGCUGACAAAGUAUUUGAGACUAAAGUUUUCCGAAGUGGGUUUGCGACUUUUGAAGCAGCGCAGUAUGUGGAGGAAGCAGAGAAUCAUAUGGAUAGGAUCAGAAAAGAGCUCGAUCAGGGGGUGAGACAUUCGCAUCUUAAAUACUCCUUUAAAGCGUAUGAGGUCGGACCUAUGAUGCCUAUAGCAAUUGCGCUUACGUCGGUUACAGAUGAGCAGAAAAGUGGCGCAUGGAAGCAGAUUGCCCUGGUACAGGUGCGCGCAAAACGCAUGUACAACUCCAACAAGCGAUACAGAAAGUUUUGUCGCUCUACUAACGAUUACAGGAAGUACUGUCUGCUUGAAAACCAGACAUUAAAGGAACUGAAGAAGACCAUCACCCGAGUACACACCAUGAGACGCGAUUGGCUUGAUAAACCCUAUGAGUACCAGAUAGAAUACAUCAAUAAUACCAAGAAAAACCUCAAGCUCUGGAACGAUCGCCUACGACUGGUCUCGAAACAGCUCAGGAAAAUUAUCAAGAAAACAAAGACCAAAACUCUGCAAUCAAAUACCAGACUGGUUUUGAAAUCCUAAACUGAUUUGAUAAGAAUUUUCGUCUACGGCAAAUUGAAUUAUGAUAAGAGAUUUAUAAAUUAAAUUUGAAAAAUCCGAUCGUAUAAAAAAAUAAGUUAAAAUUCAAAGAUCACGGAAAAUGAGUCAAUGAAAGAAGAAUGUGAAAGGCAUUUAUUAAACCAUUUUGUGUCCAGUUUGAUAGGUGUUUGAAAAUGGGUUCACACGUCCGUUGGCGUUGGAAAGGGAACAACAGAUACAUGCAACCUGUAGAGUUCUUGCCUUGCAAAAAGCGCUCUGAGAAAUGAAUGUGAGGACAUAAAUAUUGCCAGGAGCCAGAACUUGCUUCGUUAUCGAAACUGAAAGAAAGCAGCGCUUUCAACACUUCAGAUAAGGGCAGAUUAAUGAUGGAAGCCUCCUACGUGAUAGACUUGAAGCGCAAUUCCGGAGACAUUUUAAUGGGUUGAUAUGAUAAACACUUGAUAGAGUAUAGUAAUUUAGAGUCGAACAAUUUCGUUUCACAUAGGAUGGAAUAUAAGCUAUACUUUGAUACAAAUACACAAAUACUUGAACAAAACAAAUUUUACUAGCAAUUAAUGCAAUGUACUAGUAACGCCCUGUACAUACUUAAACAUUUGUAUUUUUAUAGAAAAGUGUAUCAUCUUUUGAAAUAGUAUCUCUUUACUGAGCUAUUUAAAUACUUGUUUCGCCAUAUGGUUAAUGUAUUUAUGUAAAUAUUUUUAACAUCAUUAUUUAUUAUUUGUAAAUAAAUGAUAGGUAUUUGUAUAUACAUGAAAUAAAUUUAUUCAAAUGAAA
Messenger RNA from Mya arenaria, 2613 nucleotides. RefSeq lists its product as uncharacterized. The record is from RefSeq and is a predicted model, not a curated record. The transcript is spliced from 10 exons. The coding region runs from base 565 to 1821 and encodes 418 amino acids. NCBI's taxonomy places the organism in Eukaryota, Metazoa, Mollusca, Bivalvia, Myida, Myidae.